Molecule: messenger RNA, 2189 nt
Organism: Pteropus alecto (black flying fox)
Lineage: Eukaryota; Metazoa; Chordata; Mammalia; Chiroptera; Pteropodidae
Product: membrane primary amine oxidase
Exons: 4
Coding region: 27-2189 (720 amino acids)
Biological process (GO): response to antibiotic; amine metabolic process
Cellular component (GO): endoplasmic reticulum; early endosome; Golgi apparatus
Molecular function (GO): copper ion binding; primary methylamine oxidase activity; quinone binding
Source: RefSeq, a predicted model, not a curated record
CAGGCCGGCCUCCCCCCUGCCUCUCCAUGCCUCCCAGUCCCCAGCCCUGGACACACCCUGGUCAGAGCCAGCUGUUUGCAGACCUGAGCCGAGAGGAGCUGACGGCUGUGAUGAGCUUUCUGACGCAGCAGCUGGGGCCAGGCCUGGUGGAUGCAGCCCAGGCCCUGCCCUCGGACAACUGUGUCUUCUCGGUGGAGCUGCAGCUGCCCCCCAAGGCCGCAGCCCUGGCCCACCUGGACAGGGGGCGCCCCCCGCCUGCCCGGGAGGCACUGGCCAUCGUCUUCUUUGGCAGACAACCCCAGCCCAACGUGAGUGAGCUGGUGGUGGGACCGCUGCCCCACCCGUCCUACAUUCGGGAUGUGACCGUGGAGCGUCACGGGGGCCCCCUGCCCUAUCACCGACGCCCCGUGCUGAUCCGAGAGUACCUGGACAUAGACCAGAUGAUCUUCAACAGAGAACUGCCCCAGGUGGCUGGUCUCCUCCACCACUGCUGCUUCUACAAACGUGGAGGAAGGAACUUCGUGACGAUGAACACAGCCCCCCGGGGUUUGCAAUCAGGGGACCGGGCCACCUGGUUCGGCCUCUACUACAACAUCUCAGGGGCUGGGUUUUACCUGCACCCCGUGGGGUUGGAGCUGCUGGUAGACCACAAGGCUCUGGACCCUGCCCAGUGGACCAUCCAGAAGGUGUUCUUCCAAGGCCGCUACUAUGAGAGUCUGGCCCAGCUGGAGGACCAGUUUGAGGCCAGCCUGGUGAAUGUGGUGCUGAUCCCAGACAAUGGCACAGGUGGGUCCUGGUCCCUGAAGUCCCGAGUGCCCCCGGGUCCAGCUCCCCCUCUUCAGUUUCAUCCCCAGGGCUCCCGCUUCAGUGUCCAGGGGAGUCAAGUGGCCUCCUCACUGUGGACUUUCUCCUUUGGCCUCGGAGCUUUCAGUGGCCCAAGGAUCUUUGACAUCCGCUUCCAAGGGGAGAGAGUGGCCUAUGAAGUCAGCGUCCAGGAGGCCUUGACUGUCUAUGGCGGCAAUUCUCCUUCUGCUCUGCGAAGCCGAUACACAGAUGGUGGCUUUGGCUUGGGCCACUUCUCUUCGCCCCUGACCCAUGGGGUGGACUGCCCCUAUCUGGCCACCUACGUGGACUGGCACUUCCUUCUGGAGUCACAAGCCCCCAAAACAAUACACGAUGCCUUUUGUGUGUUUGAACAGAACCAGGGCCUCCCCCUGAGGCGACACCACUCAGAUAUUCACUCCCACUAUUUCGGGGGCCUUGCGGAGACAGUGCUGGUCGUCAGAUCUGUGUCCACCAUGCUCAACUAUGACUAUGUGUGGGAUAUGGUCUUCCACCCCAACGGGGCCAUAGAAGUCAAAUUCCAUACCACGGGCUACAUCAGCUCAGCAUUCCUCUUUGGUGCUGCCCGAAAGUACGGGAACCAGGUUGGGGAGCACACGCUGGGCACCAUCCACACCCACAGUGCCCACUUCAAGGUGGAUCUGGAUGUAGGAGGACUGAAAAACUGGGUCUGGGCUGAUGACAUGGCCUUUGUCCCCAUGACAAUACCUUGGAGCCCUGAGCACCAGAUGCAGAGGCUGCAGGUGACCCGGAAGCUGCUAGAGACAGAGGAAGAGGCUGCCUUCCCCCUGGGAGGCACCCACCCUCGCUAUCUGUACCUGGCCAGCAACCACAGCAACAAAUGGGGUCACCCUCGGGGCUACCGCAUCCAGACGCUCAGCUUUGCCGGGGAGCCACUACCCCAGAACAGCUCUAUGGAGAGAGCCUUCAGCUGGGGGAGGUACCAGCUGGCUGUGACCCAACGGAAGGAGGAGGAGCCCAGCAGCACCAGCAUCUACAAUUUGAAUGACCCUUGGACACCCACUGUGGACUUCACUGACUUCAUCAACAAUGAGACUGUUUCAGGGCAGGACUUGGUGGCCUGGGUGACAGCCGGUUUCCUGCACAUCCCACAUGCAGAGGAUAUUCCCAACACGGUGACUGUGGGGAAUGGUGUGGGCUUCUUCCUCCGACCCUACAACUUCUUUGACCAGGACCCCUCCUCUGACUCUGCUGACUCCAUCUACUUCCGGGAGGAUGAGGAUGCCGGGUCCUGUGAGGUCAACCCCCUAGCUUGCCUCGCCAAGGCUGCUGACUGUGCCCUUGACCUUCCUGCCUUCUCCCAUGGGGGCUUCUCUCACAACUAG